CCGCGGCCGCUGCCCCACAGCGCACGCGGACGGAGCCGAGCCGCGCAGUGAUGGGACAGUUUUCGGGAGGAUGCUACUUGAGUUUUGGCGUCCUGCUGUUCCUCAGUUUGAAAGUCUCGGACACGUUUGCCAGAGGCCCCCGAGGUGAAGCCCUGCAGCAUGGACAGUCUGGGACACUUCCUCUCUUCCUGGAAGAGCCUGUUGAUGGUUACAUCAUCAAGAGCAAUCCCAUCAAACUCCGGUGUCAAGCACGGCCAGCACUCCAGAUCUUCUUCAAAUGUAAUGGUGAAUGGGUCCAUCAGAGUCAGCACAUGUCCCAGGAGCACACUGACCUCAGAACAGGGCUGAAGAUCCGGGAGGUGAUGAUCAACGUGUCACGUCAGCAGGUGGAGGACUUUCACGGUCCUGAGGAUUACUGGUGCCUCUGUGUUGCCUGGAGUCACCUGGGGACCUCCAAGAGCCGCAAGGCAACUGUCAGGAUUGCUUACUUGAGGAAGAACUUUGAGCAGGACCCCCAAGGCACUGAGGUGCCUCUAAAUGGCAUGAUUGUGUUGCACUGUCGUCCCCCAGAGGGAGUGCCUGCAGCUGAGGUGGAAUGGCUGAAAAAUGAAGAGCGUCUUAACUCCGAUGGUGUCAAUGAGCGAAGAGCCGACCAUAAUCUCAUCAUCCCAGAGGCACGUCUGUCAGAUUCAGGAAACUUUACUUGUGUUGCCAGCAACAUUGUUGCCAAGAGACGAAGCACCACAGCUGCUGUUGUAGUCUACGUGAAUGGAGGGUGGUCAUCGUGGACAGACUGGUCGCCCUGUAAUGUGCGUUGUGGUCGUGGUGUGCAGAAACGUUCUCGCACUUGUACAAACCCAGCUCCUCUUAAUGGGGGAACAUUCUGUGAGGGCAUGUCUGUACAAAAGAGCACCUGCAACACCCUUUGUCCAGUGGAUGGCAACUGGGGAGAGUGGAGUGAGUGGACAGCGUGCAGUGCAGACUGCGAGCGGCAGCGCAGCAGGGAGUGCACGGCCCCAGAGCCCAAACACGGAGGACGGCUGUGUGACGGCGUGGCGCUGGCAAUAAACAACUGCACUGGUGGCUUGUGCACGCAGAAUCGAAAAUUGCUUCAUGAUGCCAAGCCACAAGGUGUGGAGAGCAGCAGCGAUGUGGCUUUGUAUUCAGGCCUUGCUGCAGGGGUGGUGACCAUGGUCCUGCUGAUCGUGGCUGUCACUCUUUACCAACGGAGCCACAGUGAGUACGGAGUUGACGUCAUUGACUCUUCUGCCCUCACUGGAGGCUUCCAGUCCUUCAGCUUCAAAACAUCACGACAAGCAAACCCCCUGCUUAUUAAUUCAUCCAUGCAACCUGAUCUGACAGUGUCACGUACCUACACCAGCCCCAUGUGUUUCCAUGACUCCAUUGAUAAGGAGCUGAUGGCUGAGCACGCGCUUUUGGACCCGUUACCUGAUCUCAAGGAUAAAGCAGUGGCAGAAAGGGCAGAGUACCACGUCAUGGCCCACCCUCAGACCUUUCCGAGGGGCAUGGCUCCAGACUACAGAGCCGUUUCUGUUGGGACGACGCUGGGAAGAAAAGGAAAGAACUUCUUCACUCCACAAGUGUCACUGACUCCAGCCAGACCUGUGCACAAAGCUACAGCUGUGUUUGGACAUGCAGGUGGCAGACUGGUGGUCCCCAACACAGGCAUCAGUCUGUUGGUGCCUCAUGGAGGGAUCUCAGAAGACACUACCUGGGAGAUGUACACCAUCAUCAGCCAGGAGGACAGCAGUUCUGCAUCCAACACUGGGCUGGAGAUCUUUUUAAGCCCUGCUGUCACAUACGGUCCACCAGGCCUUGACCUGGCCUGCCCCAUAGCCAUGACUAUAGCCCAUUGUGCUGAGGUUGCUGCUGAUAAUUGGACCAUCCAACUAAAGAGACAUGCACAGGACAAGUGGGAGGAAGUGAUGUCUGUGGACGAGGAGAGCACAUCAUAUUACUGUCUGCUGGAGGCCCACAGGUGCCACGUGCUGCUGGAGCAUCCGGGUUGCUACGCCCUGGUGGGGGAGCCGCUGAACCAGCAGGCUGCGAAGCGGCUGAGGCUGGCCGUGUUUGGAAGUCCAGACAGCAGCCACUGUCUGGCCUUUACCCUCAGGGUCUACUGUGUGGACGACACGCCCCACGCAUUUCAGGAGGUGGCAUUGGGUGAGCACAGCCAGGGUGGGCAUCUCCUGGAGGAGCCUAAAGUGAUGGUCUUCAGGGGGAACCGUUUCAACCUCCAGGUGUCCAUCCAGGAUGUCCCACAGUUACUCUGGAACAUCAAACCCUUCACCACCUGCCAGGAGUUCUCCUUUUCUCAGGUGUGGGCCAGUAACCAGCGUCCCCUGCAGUGUGCCUUUUCUUUGGAGCGAUACAGCCACUCCUCUUCUCACCUCUCCUGCAAGAUCAGCGUGCGACAGGUCAAAGGCGAGGAGCAGAUACUCCAGGUGUACACGUCCGUCGUGGAGAAUGAAAAGGGCGUGGUUCCUUUUUUCACCCAGUCGGACUGUACUAUCACCUCUCAGACUGGGUCAAGAGCUUUUAAAAUCCCCCUGUCCAUACGUCAGCGGAUCAGCGCCACCUUUGACAUGGCUAAUGCCAAAGGGAAGGACUGGCAGCUCUUGGCUCAGAAGCUCCGCAUAGACAGGAACCUGUGCUACUUUGCCUGUCAGGAGAGCCCAUCAGCAGUGAUUCUGAUGCUGUGGGAAGCUCAGCACCAGGACUCAGCCGAUCUGGAUUCUCUGGCCAACGCGCUAGAAGAAAUCAGCCAAGUGCACGCACCCAGGAGCGCUGCUCUGGGCUGCAGCAGAGAGCAGCAGGACUCUGAAUUAAGUAAACUUGGCUAGUGCAGCUCUGCUUAAGAUCAGCGGGAGGUCAGAUUGAACCUUUUUACUGUAUGAACAAUGAUGAUGGGGUCCACG
Thalassophryne amazonica is the source of this 2939-nucleotide messenger RNA. RefSeq names its product netrin receptor UNC5D-like. The transcript has 18 exons. Gene Ontology annotation, biological process: netrin-activated signaling pathway. Gene Ontology annotation, cellular component: membrane. Gene Ontology annotation, molecular function: netrin receptor activity; protein binding. Lineage: Eukaryota; Metazoa; Chordata; Actinopteri; Batrachoidiformes; Batrachoididae. The record is from RefSeq and is a predicted model, not a curated record. Bases 51 to 2864 code for a protein of 937 amino acids.